AUGACCAAGUUCUCAGCCCUCAUCCGUGACGCGCCCAUCGGGCAGCUCAUCCGCUUGGCGACAGGCUCCCGGUUCCUCCGCUUUCCAGAAGAAGAGCCUGGCUUUCAACUUCCGUGGGAGGCAGCUCAACUCGAAGAGAAAGCUGUUGAAGCCGACGAGGCUGCUGCUCAGCGACAACCUUCCCAUGUAUCCUCAGAACAUUCGCCGGCCGCCGACGCCGUUGAUCCAGAAAAGCCAAUCAACACAGACCAUGGUGUUGACCACGAGGCUUUGACUCACGCACCUACGGCUCGCUCAAAUCUCUCCCGCACCUCGAAGCUCACGACUUCUCGCACUGUCACUCGCGAGCAGACUCGACCAUACACGGCUGAACGCUUCGAGGCCGAGCAGGAAGAAGCCAUUGAUCGCGCUCAGAGCGCCGUGAUCAUUCCAACACGAACCGCUGACGGCGUCAUUCUGGUUGACUGGUAUACCACUGACGACCCAGAAAACCCGCAGAACUGGUCGAGCUGGCGAAAGUCUGGCGCAGUAGCAAUCAUCUUCUUCUACACAUUCACCGCAUAUGCCUCUUCUGCUACCUACACAUCUUCAGUACCGGGCGUGAUGGAGAGGUUCAACGUUAGCGUUGUAGCGGCUGGUCUUGGUCUGUCGAUGUACGUUAUCGGGUAUGGUACAGGUCCGCUGCUGUUCUCGCCCAUCAGCGAGAUUCCUGUCAUCGGCAGGAACUGGCCGUACAUCAUCUCCUACGGUCUAUUUGUCAUUCUUGCGGUUCCAACUGCGCUCGCCGACUCCUUUGCCAGCCUGUUGGUUCUCCGCUUCAUCACUGGCUACUUCUCGAGCCCGGCUCUCGCCACUGGCGGCGCGUCCAUGGGCGAUCUCUAUAACAUCAUCAAGCUCCCCUACGCUCUCACCGCUUGGACCGCCGCCGCGUUCUGCGCCCCCGCCUUCGGACCUCUCCUCUCAGGCUUCGCCGUCAUGAACGAGAACUGGCGCUGGUCCCUCUGGAUCAAUCUCUGGAUGUCCGCGCCCGUCUUCCUGAUCAUGCUCUUCUUCAUGCCCGAGACCUCCGCGGGCUACAUCCUCCUUCACCGGGCCCGCCGCCUGCGUAAGCUCACCGGCAACCCAAUGCUCAAAUCCCAAUCCGAGAUCGACCAAGCAGGAAUGGACUUCAAGCACACCCUCUGGGAGGCCCUCGCCCGACCUAUCGAGAUCUGCAUCAAAGACCCCGGUGUCCUCUUCACCAACAUCUACACCUCCUGCAUCUACGGCAUCUACUACUCCUUCUUCGAAGUCUUUCCGCUAGUCUACGUCGACAUCUACGGCUUCAACCUCGGCGAGCUGGGCCUUCCCUUCCUCGUCAUCAGCAUCGGCUGCGCCAUCGGCGUCGUCGUUUACUGCUCCUACGUCUACUACUUCGUCGAGCCGAAGAUCAAGAAACACGGCUUGGGGCUGCAAGAAGACCGCCUCAUUCCAGCUAUCUUCUCGACAUUCCUCCUCCCCAUCGGGCUGUUCUGGUUCGGAUGGAGCUCGCGGGAGAGUGUUCAUUGGAUCGUCGCGACUAUUGGGUUGACGCUGUUCCCGAUCGGAGCGUUCAUCCUGUUCCAGUGUAUCUUCAUCUACCUGCCGUUGACGUACCCGCAGUAUGCGGCGAGUCUGUUUGCGGCGAAUGAUCUGUGUCGGAGCGCGCUGGCGUCGGGAUCAAUCUUGUAUGCGCACCCGCUGUUUGUGAAUCUGGGGAUUGGGCCGGGUGUGAGCCUGCUUGCGGGAUUGUUGUGUUUGGGUGUAGUGGGUGUUUGGGGACUGUACUACUUCGGUGCGAGCUUGCGGGCGAGGAGUAAGUUUGCGCUGUCGUGA
Molecule: messenger RNA, 1854 nt
Organism: Cyphellophora attinorum
Lineage: Eukaryota; Fungi; Ascomycota; Eurotiomycetes; Chaetothyriales; Cyphellophoraceae
Product: Transporter mfs1
Exons: 1
Coding region: 1-1854 (617 amino acids)
Biological process (GO): xenobiotic detoxification by transmembrane export across the plasma membrane
Molecular function (GO): fluconazole transmembrane transporter activity
Source: RefSeq, a predicted model, not a curated record